AUGGCAGCUAGACAAACAAGAGGGCGUCAAAUAAUUCCAAUGCAACAAAUCGAAAAUCGCAAUGACAUGUAUGCCACAUUUACAAAACGGCGCCAUGGCCUCUAUAAUAAAGCAAGUGAGCUCAGCACCCUUUGUGGUGUCGAUAUUGGGAUAAUUAUAUUUUCUCCUACGGGAAAUCCAUAUUCAUUUUUCCAAUCCAGUAUGGAAUCUGUACUGGAGAGAUUUAGGAAUCCGAACCAGCCCAUGAGCAACGAAUCUCAACUCCUCGAUGCUCAAUCCCGGAAUCGAAUGAGGCAGCUCAAUCAGCAGCUCGAUGAGAUCCUUGAAUCGAAAGACGAACUGAAAGAAAAGGACAAGCAGCUUGAUGAGGUUGAUGACACUCGCCCCAAAGGCUGGUGGGAAGAGGUACCCGUUGGGAAUCUGGAUGCAGGUCAAGUCCAGGAGUGGAUCACCUGGUUCGAGGCCCUUCAAUCCCAAGUCCAAAGGCGAGAGCAAAUGAGAAGAUCAUGA
Andrographis paniculata is the source of this 510-nucleotide messenger RNA. RefSeq names its product agamous-like MADS-box protein AGL61. The coding region runs from base 1 to 510 and encodes 169 amino acids. Lineage: Eukaryota; Viridiplantae; Streptophyta; Magnoliopsida; Lamiales; Acanthaceae. Gene Ontology annotation, molecular function: RNA polymerase II cis-regulatory region sequence-specific DNA binding; protein dimerization activity; DNA-binding transcription factor activity, RNA polymerase II-specific. Gene Ontology annotation, biological process: regulation of transcription by RNA polymerase II. The transcript has a single exon. The record is from RefSeq and is a predicted model, not a curated record.